Prosopis cineraria is the source of this 2226-nucleotide messenger RNA. RefSeq names its product probable WRKY transcription factor 19. Gene Ontology annotation, biological process: defense response. The transcript is spliced from 5 exons. NCBI's taxonomy places the organism in Eukaryota, Viridiplantae, Streptophyta, Magnoliopsida, Fabales, Fabaceae. The record is from RefSeq and is a predicted model, not a curated record. The coding region runs from base 1419 to 2144 and encodes 241 amino acids.
AUCUCUUUCGGUCUUUUCCAAUAUUCGCAGGGCCAUUAAAAGAUCUUCAACAGCACAGUGAGCAACGGUGACUCAAGGUUGCUGACCAUCAAGGCCGAAAGGCUUUAGGCAAAUGGAGAGUUUCAUUAAUGGAUCAUCAUCAAGGCCGAUCCAUGUGUAUCUGAGUUUCAGAGGAGAUGAUGAGACUUGCAGAUUCACAGAUAGGCUUUGGGCUGCUCUUGAAAGUAACGAUUUGAAUACCCUUUUGGGAUGACAAGAAGCUUGAACCCAGUGAUUCCAUCUUUCUUCCACGUCACUUUCUCAAAGCAAUUCGACAAUCCAACAUUUCCAUUGUUGUCUUCACCAAAAGCUAUGCUUCUUCCACAUGGUGCCUUGAGGAGCUCUCUGAGAUUGCUGCGCACAUUCAUGAACCAUGAUACAAUGUUUUCCCGAUUUUCUAUGGUGUAGAUCUAUCAGAGGUACAAAACCAGAGUAAUUUUUUUGAAAAAGCUUUUGCUGAACGUGAACAAAGGUUCACAUCAAAUUUACGCAAGGUGCAAAGCUGGAGGUUGGCAACGAAGCGAGAGGCCAACCUCUCUGGCUGGGAUGUACAAUCUGACUCAAGACCGCAAGGUAUUGAUGACAUGGUUGGAGAGAUCAAGAAAAAAAUGCGUGAAUUAAUUUAUGCCGACGUUGACCUCGUGGGAACACAAUCUAGAGUGAAAGAAGUAGAAAAGCUUCUAGACUCGGGUACAAAUGACGCAGUUCGAGUUGUGGGCAUUUGUGGUAUGGGUGGAAUAGGAAAGACAUAAAAACUAUAAAAAUUAGCUAUAAAAACUAGUUUGUUAGGUGAAGGGAGUAGGAUCAUUAUAAAUAAGAGAUGAAAGAGUCUUUCAUGUGUUUGAGAGGCACAGUAUUAUAGGGUUAAAUUAUUGACUCAAGAUGAAACUCUUCAGUUACUUUGUAGAAAAGCUUUCAAAGUUAUUUUCCCCUUAGAGGUUACGAUGAGUAAUAAAUUGUGUACUCGAAUAUGCUAAUAGCCUUCCAUUAACAAUUGUAGAAUUGGGCUCAACUUGUAUAAUAGGAAACCUUCAGAAUGGGCCAUGAUUGACCUUGAAAAGGUUGCUAACAAUGUUAUAAUGAAAAUCCUGAAAAGAAGCUUUGACGAACUAUAAUACAUAUGAAGGAAGCAUUUUUAGACAUAGCAUGCUUCUUCAUAGGGAAGGAGAUUAAAUUUAUAGAAGGAAUUUUGCGUUCUUUUGAUUUUCUUGGGAUUCAGCUUUCAGUUGAAAAAAUCACUCAUCACCAUUAUAGAUCAAAAAAUACAAAUGAUGCAUAGUUUGCUUCAACAAAUGGGGAGAGAAAUUGUUCAGCAUAAAUUCCCUUCUGAGCCAGAAGAGUGAAGUAAAUUAUGGAACUUCGAUGAUAUUUAUUGUGUUAUGCACAGUAACAAGGCUACUUUUAAAGUUGAAGCUAUAGUCUUGGAUCUAGAAGAUUCACAAAGGAGUCAGCUAAGGAUCAAAAAUUUAUCACGAACGAGCAGAUUUAGACUGCUCAUAUUUCGUAACGUGAAAUUUUCUGGAGUUCUAAAGCAUCUUUCAUAUAGGCUCCGAUAUACUUCAUGGCACCAAUAUCCUUUCACUUCUUUGCCAUCAUAUAUUUUUUAUCCAUAUUCUCUCAGGGAAUUCAUUUUGCUUGAUAGCAGCAUCACAAGCAUAUGGGAUGAAGAAAAGGUAUCUCCCCACUCACAGUUACCAACACACACUGAUGUCCGCCAUUGGAGACGAGAAAAGAUUUUCUAUUGCUCGAGAAACAUGAAUCUUUGUGGCUCCAAAGAUUUAACCAAGAUGCCAAAUUUUAAAGAAUUUCCUGAACUUGAGAGGCUAGACCUUGAAGGACAAUGCACGAAAUUGUCAAAGCUUGAUCCGUCUGUUGCUCAUUUUUCAGAGCUCAGAUUCUUAAAUUUGAGAAAUUAUACUAAUCUUGGUAGUAUUCCAAAUAAGUUAUUUUCAUUACCUUCGUUAGAAAUUCUAAAUUUGACUUGUUGCUCCAAGUUUGUUAGUUGUCUGGACUUUUCUUCUCUUGAGGAGGUUGGUGAAAGAGAAAUUAUUCAGCAACCAUUUCCUCAGAAAAGACAAAAGCUAUGUGGAAACAAAUCUAUUUAAAUGCACUAUGGUACUCAAAAAAUGAUUGUAUAAGUAAUUAAUCGAGCUUGUUUACCAUAGAUCUGAUCCUCUCUUUCUCUUA